Messenger RNA from Emericellopsis atlantica, 1092 nucleotides. RefSeq names its product putative beta-isopropylmalate dehydrogenase. The record is from RefSeq and is a predicted model, not a curated record. NCBI's taxonomy places the organism in Eukaryota, Fungi, Ascomycota, Sordariomycetes, Hypocreales, Bionectriaceae. Gene Ontology annotation, molecular function: 3-isopropylmalate dehydrogenase activity. Gene Ontology annotation, biological process: L-leucine biosynthetic process. Gene Ontology annotation, cellular component: cytosol. The transcript has 7 exons. The coding region runs from base 1 to 1092 and encodes 363 amino acids.
AUGGCGGAACACAACAUUGUUGUUUUUGCCGGCGACCACUGUGGCCCAGAGGUCAUUGCCGAGGCAAUUAAAGUCAUCAAGACGGUUGAGGAUAUGAGCCCGACUGCUGGCAAAUUCAAUUUGGACCACCAACUGCUUGGAGGGUGCUCCAUCGACAAGACCGGCAGCCCCCUUACAGACGAGGCCCUCGCCGCCGCCAAAGCCGCCGACGCUGUGCUCCUCGGCGCCAUUGGCGGCCCUGAAUGGGGCACUGGCGCCGUCCGCCCGGAGCAGGGCCUUCUAAGGCUGCGCAGUGAGAUGUGCGCCUAUGGAAACCUCCGCCCUUGUUUCUUCGCCUCCGACGCCCUUGUCGAGUCCUCCCCCCUCAAGGCGUCUGUCUGCCGUGGCGUCGACAUGAUGCUAGUCCGGGAGCUAACCUCAGGCCUGUAUUUCGGAGAGCGGAAGGAGUACGACGGAGUCAAUGCGCUCGAUACUACUGUCUAUACGAAACCGGAAAUCGAGCGUAUCGCGCGGAUGGGCGGCUACAUAGCCAGGACUAGGGGAGACUCGCGGGUCAUCUCGCUAGAUAAGGCAAACGUGCUGGCAACAAGCAGACUCUGGCGCUCUACGGUUGACGAGGUUUUCAAAAACGAGUUCCCGGAUCUGAAGAUUGAGCAUCAGCUCAUUGACAGCGCGGCCAUGAUCAUGGUCAAGAACCCGACGCAGCUAAACGGCGUUUUGAUCGCGCCCAAUUUGGCAGGGGAUAUUCUCAGCGACGAGGCGAGCGCUAUACCGGGAAGCAUUGGGCUUCUCCCGAGCGCGAGUCUCUGCGGAAUGCCGGGCUCUGCAGUGCCUUCUAUCUGUGAACCUAUCCAUGGUUCCGCGCCGGACAUAUCAGGGAAAGGGAUUGUCAACCCCAUUGGCACCAUCCUUUCCGUGGCUAUGAUGUUCCGGUACUCUCUGAAUCUUGCCCACGAGGCUAAACUCGUUGAGGACGCGGUUCGCGCUGCCAUCGACGCCGGGCUAAGAACCAAGGACAUGGGCGGCAGCACAGGCACCGCUGAAGCAGGAGAUGCCAUUAUUGCUGAGCUGGUCAAGAUUCUCAAGGCAUGA